Messenger RNA from Acyrthosiphon pisum (pea aphid), 2229 nucleotides. RefSeq names its product facilitated trehalose transporter Tret1. NCBI's taxonomy places the organism in Eukaryota, Metazoa, Arthropoda, Insecta, Hemiptera, Aphididae. The record is from RefSeq and is a predicted model, not a curated record. The transcript is spliced from 8 exons. Gene Ontology annotation, cellular component: membrane. Gene Ontology annotation, molecular function: sugar transmembrane transporter activity. Gene Ontology annotation, biological process: transmembrane transport; carbohydrate transport. The coding region runs from base 304 to 1773 and encodes 489 amino acids.
GUUAGUUCUGUGUUGACUGCGGUUCGAGAAGGUUGACAGUUUUCAUUUUGGCUCGCCCGAAAUUGGUAGACUAUUUACACGAAGUGGUUUUGGAUUUCUGAUUUCUAUUCGAUCCGAUCAAGGCGACCUGCACGAGAUCCGAUCGAGAGAACGUUUUGAGCCUAAACCGACAACAGCUACCCUUUUCCCCGACCGAAUACGAUAUAUACGACGAUAUAGCAACCAGUUUUCGAAUCGCAACGUACCAAGCGCAUUAUUUAUCAGAAAUAUUACUUUCACAGUGGCAAAUAAGUCUCAUUGAAAAUGACUUCAGAAAAAAUCGCCAUGACCCAGCGUGCUAUGGUUGAAGAACAAGAAGCACGAAUUGGAAAUCAAAAAUGGACUCAAUACUUGGCUGCCUUUAUUGCGACAAUUGGUGGGUUCAUCGCGGGUACGGCCCUAGGAUGGACAGCUCCAGCUGGUCCAAUGAUGGAAAACAAUCAGUAUUCAUUCGUUAUAUCAAACGAGAAUCUCGCGUGGAUUGGAGCGUGUAUGCCACUCGGUGCCAUGCUUGGGUGUCCGGUUACAGCUGGCUUAGUCGACAAAUUGGGACGUAAAAACAUGAUGUUAAUGUUGUGCAUACCAACACUUGUUGGUUGGGCAAUGAUAAUAUGGGCAGAAUCUGUGGCGUGGAUCUGUGCUGGCAGACUUUUGACUGGAUUCGCUAGCGGUUCAUUGUCUGUUAUUGUACCCCUGUACACAUCUGAAAUAGCCGAAAAGGAAAUUCGUGGUACUUUGGGUACAUAUUUCCAGUUACAAGUCACCGGAGGAAUUUUAUUCACCUAUGUCAUAGGAUCUUAUUUCAAUGUAUUUGGUCUGACUAUUAUUUGUGCUAUCAUUCCAAUUGUAUACGUGGCUCUGAUGGUUUUAAUUCCAGAAAGUCCAAACUUCCAUCUCAUGAAAGGAAACGUAGAAAAAGCCCGUUUAUCUUUAAGAUAUUUCCGCGGACCUUAUGGCACAGUUGACCAAGAAUUGUCUAUAAUGCAAGACUCGUUAGCGAAGACUGAAAGGGAAAGAGUUCCGUUAAUGGAAGCAUUCCAAACAACACCAGCUAAACGCGGUUUGUUCAUUGGUCUCGGAGUUAUGCUUUUGCAACAGUUUUCUGGAUGCAACGCUGUCAUAUUCUACGCUACGUUUAUCUUUAAAGAAGCCGGCAGCGCAAUGGAACCAAAUACGUCCACAAUCAUCGUUGGUAUUAUGUCGGUACUUGCCACCUAUGUUUCUACACUGAUCGUUGACAGAUUAGGAAGAAAAAUUCUUCUUUUGAGCUCAAUCAUUGUCAUGGCAAUCUGCACGUUGCUAAUCGGUGCAUUCUUCUACAUGAAAGCUUACGAAUACGAUGUAUCAUCAAUUGGAUUUAUUCCACUUACGUCCAUGUGUGUGUUCAUAAUCCUGUUCUCUCUUGGUUUUGGUCCCAUCCCAUGGAUGUUGAUUGGUGAAAUCUUCCCGGCACAAAUCAAAGGUACCGCUUGCUCCGUCGCCUGUAUGGCCAACUGGUUCUUCGCUUUCAUUGUCACGAAAUUCUUUUCGUCGUUGGUAUCUGCUAUUCAUAUAUACAAUACAUUCUGGUUAUUCACAUUGUUCUCCAUAUUGGGUACGUUCUUCGUAAUUUGCAUCGUCCCCGAGACCAAAGGCAAGACGAUGGAUGAAAUUCAAGAAAUGCUCGGCGCGGGAAGUGAUCUCACACCACCAACUCAUGCCAAUGCUUCCAUCGACACCAAAGAAAAAUACUAAAUUAGACUUUACUAGAGGAUUAGAAAAACGUUCCAUCUCCACCUUCCCGAUUAUUAUUAAACAUGGUUAUUUUAUUGAAUCAAUAAUAUGAAUCAUUAAUUUAUACAAACGAAUUGAUAACUGCAUCUGUUGAAGGGUGCUAUCAUUUUAUAGACAAUUAUUUAUUGCAUAAUCAUUAGUGAAUUAAUAAUUAUCGAAUGUAGUUGCAGGAAGGCAGACUUGAAAACAUUAUCUCUUUCUUACAGCAUAAUAUGACUUAUGGCUGUGAUGUAUACUUUUACACUUAGACAAUGAGAAACAUUAUUAACUAGGAAAUUAUUUAUAUUGACAGCUAUAGAAAUCUAUAUAUUAUAUUUAUCAAUUUUUAUAUCAUCAUAUCAUUAUAUUUUAUUUAUGAACAUACUUAACCAUUUCAUUGUUAUAAAACUGAUCAAUUAUAUUGAUUUCUUAUUUAUG